Jaculus jaculus (lesser Egyptian jerboa) is the source of this 3367-nucleotide messenger RNA. RefSeq names its product centrosomal protein 112 (gene Cep112). Lineage: Eukaryota; Metazoa; Chordata; Mammalia; Rodentia; Dipodidae. The transcript has 27 exons. The coding region runs from base 92 to 2959 and encodes 955 amino acids. The record is from RefSeq and is a predicted model, not a curated record.
GGCGGCGACGCAGCGGCCCGCACGGAUUUGAAACCGUUUGGCUGUGACGGCGGGGCGGCGGCGGCCGAGCGGAGGGGCGCCAGACAGUGUUAUGGAAAUGGGAAGUGAAGAAGAAAAGUGGGAGAAGUUGGAUGCGGAAUUUGAUCACUUUGUAGUGGACAUGAAGCCUUUUGUUCUCAGGCUACCCCACAGGUCAGAACGACAGAGGUGUGCUCUUUGGAUUAGGAAGCUGUGUGAACCUUCGGGGACAGGCGCAGGACUCAUGGGCAGGAAGAAUCGGAACCUGUAUGCAAAACUGCUGCUACAUAUGCUGAAGCGAGGCACGCUUGAAGGACCCUUUACACACCGUCCUGAGCCAGGGACACUAAAGACUUUACCAUCCUACAUGUCCAUCUAUUUUGAUGAACCAAAUCCAGCACGAGCAAAAGGUUCAAGCCCAGAGAGGUUACCUGACUGGGUGAUGGGUGAGCUGGGGACAAGCGAACCAAGAACAAGUGAAUCGUGGAGACUUUCUUCUGGAGAAGAUAACACGUUGGUGCUAUCAUCAACCGAUGCCCACAGCAGAGAGGAGUUCACCGAGAAACUCCCGAUUCAGUCGCAUUCUGUGAGUCCAACUUACAGAGAAGAUGGUCAGAAUAUUACUCCAAAGAUUUGUGAAGUUCAUUCAAAAAAGUCUCCUGUUUGUUUGGAUGACAGUGACAUUGAAGCUCGCCUUAACAGUUGGAAUCUUGGGAUAGAGAAUCCUCGUUACCUGAGACAGAAGCCUCUCCCAGUUUCCCUGAUGACACCCAAGUUCAGCCUAAGAAAGUCCAGCAGUCUCCACGAUGACCACUUUCUCUCUCGAAUGCAUGAAAAAGAGUUGGACAUGAAAGCAAAAAUGAUGGAAGCAAAAUUUCAUGAAGAAAAACUCAAACUGCAACAGAAGCAUGAUGCUGAUGUGCAGAAGAUUUUAGAAAGAAAGAAUAAUGAAAUAGAAGAAAUGAAAAAUUUAUACAAAAAGAAACAAAGUGAAACUGAGGAGUGUAUAAGAAUGCUUGAAAAGAAAGUUCAGACCCUUAUACGUGACUGUCAAGUUAUCAGAGAGACUAAAGAAAACCAAAUCACAGAGCUCAAAAAGAUAUGUGAACAAAGUGCAGAGUCUCUGAAUAAUGUUUGGGAAAAAAAGCUUCACAGUGCAGUAGCAGAAAUGGAAAAGGAAAAAUUUGAGCUUCAAAAACAACAUACUGAGAAUAUUCAGGAGUUGCUUGAGGACACAAAUGUGCGUCUGAACAAAAUGGAGAGUGAAUACAUGGUGCAAACACAGUCCACAAACCACAUGGUCAAAGAACUGGAGGCCCGUGUCCAGCAGCUGACUGGAGAAGCAGAGAACAGUCAUCUACAGAAGCAGAAGUUACUUAAUGAAAAACUGGAACUUGAAAGAUGUUACCAGAUCACAUGUAAUGAAUUACAAGAAGUAAAGGCAAGGCGCAACAUACUGCACAAAGAGAAGGAUCAUCUCAUAAAUGAUUAUGAGCAGAAUAUGAAACUGUUACAAACCAAAUAUGAUGCUGACAUGAACCUCUUGAAGCAAGAACAUGCUCUCUCUGCUUCUAAGGCAUCUGGUAAAAUUGAAGAAUUAGAACAAAACAUCUGUCAGUUAAAACAACAGUUACAAGAAUCAGAACUUCAAAGAAAACAGCAACUCAAAGAUCAAGAAAAGAAGUUUCAAAUGGAGAAAAAUAAUUUAAAACACAGCUAUGAAAAAAAGGUUCACGAAUUGCAGAGUGAACUUGAGAAAGAAAAAGAAGAAGCUCAAAGAAAAAAUCAUAAAUUUGAGGAAGUUUUGAAGGAGAAGGAAGAGCAGCUCACUCAUGUGACUGAAGUUCAGAGGUUGCAGGCCCAGCAGGCCAAUGCUGCCCUGGAAGAAUUUAAGCAGCAGGUGGAAGCGAACUCUGAGAAGGUAUAUGCUGAAAUGAAAGAGCAGAUGGAAAAAGUGGAAGCAGAUCUGACUAGAUCUAAGUCUCUUCGUGAGAAACAAUCAAAGGAAUUCUUGUGGCAGCUGGAGGAAGUCAAACAGCGCUACGAACAGCAGAUAGUAGAGCUGAAGCUGGAGCAUGAACAGGAGAGGACGCACCUAUUACAGCAGCAUAACGCAGAGAAGGAUAGCCUAGUCCGAGACCAUGAACGGGAAAUUGAAAACCUGGAGAAACAGCUUCGCUCUGCCAAUAUGGAGCACGAAAAUCAAAUCCAAGAGUUCAAGAAGCGAGAUGCACAGGUCAUUACUGACAUGGAGACCCAGGUUCAUAAGCUGAGAGAAGAGCUGAUAAAUGUGAACUCUCAACGGAAGCAGCAACUGGUGGAGCUUGGUCUGCUUCGUGAAGAGGAAAAGCAAAGGGCUGCAAGGGAUCAUGAGACUGCUGUCUGCAAACUGAAGGCUGAAUCGGAGAAGAUGAAAAUGGAGCUCAAAAAGGCACAUGCUGCUGAGACAGAGAUGACUCUGGAAAAGGCCAGCAGCAGGCUGAAGCAGAUCGAGAAGGAGUACACCCAGAAGCUUUCCAGAUCUUCUCAGAUCAUAGCAGAACUUCAGACAACCAUUUCCUCUCUGAAAGAGGAGAGCAGCCGGCAGCAGCUUGCUGCAGAAAGGCGGCUCCAGGAUGUUAUACAAAAGUUUGAAGAUGAGAAGAAGCAGCUGAUUAGAGAUAAUGACCGAGCAAUCAAGGCUUUGCAAGAUGAGCUAGAAAGCCGCUCUAACCAGGUGCGAAGUGCAGAGAAGAAAUUGCAGUACAAAGAACUGGAGUCACAGGAACAGAUAACUUACAUACGACAAGAAUACGAGACAAAGUUCAAAGGCUUAAUGCCAGCGUCUCUAAGACAAGAGCUUGAAGACACCAUCUCCUCCCUAAAAUCUCAGGUUAACUUUCUACAAAAGAGAGCAUCCAUCCUUCAAGAAGAACUGACCGCCUGCCAAGGCAGAAGGUAACUGCAUGGGACAGUGGAAUGAAUAUGACUGGGCUGCCCCGUGGACUUCUUCCAGCAGGUUUGAAGAUUUGGAUAUUGUAAGCUGUGAGAUCAGUGGCUUCUUAAAUGCUUAAGUGUCAUUAAGAUCAUAAAAGCAUACAUCAUUCGCACACUAGUGGGGUGGUCUUGUUUGUGUCUGCCUAAGUUAUUUUUUCAACACCUCCUGGUUUCUGGUUCCCAUAUUUGUGUGUGUGGCUUAUGUGCCGAGAAUCGCUUCUAUGAGACAAGAAGUGAUUUCUGCGAAUGUCUUCUUUAUGCUUUCCAUUUGAGUUGUACCAGUUGGGUAUGAUCAAAAUCACGUUUGUAGCAUCAUAUCAAACCUUUUGACCUGUUUCUGUUGUUUGCAUGUUCAUAUUAUUAAAAUGUCAUU